CCAUAAUAUAAGCUGCUAGAAGUGAGAAUAUCAUCGCACAGCACAAACUUACAACGUCGCAGAUAUGGUGCUCUUGACAAGUAGUCAAGUCCAAGUAGCAUUAUCAUCUGCCAUUAUCUUUAGCUUCACAUUUCUAUUGUUCCUAGCCGGAUACCUAUCACAGCAACGAUCCGUAGAGGGCCUUCAUGCCGCAUUAAGACCGCGAGCACCAGUACCACGACACAAAACUCCCGACCACGGUCAUGCCUUUCAGCCUCUAGAUCCAACAAACAGGCUCAAUCGACCGCUGGGACGGCUCAGGGAUAGACUGAAAUGGCAAACACAGCUAGUGGCAGCUGAUUUUCCAUUUGAUUGGAGUAGACUUGCUUACGCGCAACUUGUGCGGGACCAUUCGGAAACAUGUAAUGCUGUUAUCGUUUUCAGCGAGUUACACAGGCUGAAGAGUUCUGCACCUCGACUGCUCCUGUUUCCUCAGCACUGGGUUCAAGAAAAAGACGGUCAAGUUGCGGAUCCAUACUUGGAGACGAGUCGGCGGCUGCUGAAGAAGGCGUCAAGAAGAUACCGUGUUACCUUGGUACCAAUCAAGCCAGAUGUCGAGGGGAAAGGAGAGGACGACCCAGGAGCGUAUUCGAGUGCGACCCUGGCAGCGCUCGACCAAUACCGAAAAGUCAUGACAUUUCCCACACCAGGCCUGGUGCUUGACACAGGGGCUUUAGACUCCAUUUUGGCAUUUACAGAAACGGAGGCCAUUGCAGCGUAUCCACCGUUGAAUACAUCAGUGGCAUCCACAAUUCUAGUAACUCCAUCAAAAAAGGCACAAGAACUUCUCAAUAGAGCAACGUCACAAGACAUCACAUCGGAUUCUCUCGUACCAGACAUUCAAGAUCAGAGCCUCUUCAGCACUUCGCACGCUUUGCGCGUUGCAGAUGCCACAACCUUCAAUGCAACGGAUUUCCUCGCCUCAACUGCGUAUAUGCACUUUUCCGAUCCGGAUCUUCCCGGGCCCGAAUAUGAUAUCCCUUACUCGAGUAUAGUUAAGAUGAGACCGUCAGGGGAUGACCAAAGUUUUCUCUGGGAAAAGAUGUACUCCACGUAUAAAGAUCGAAGAUAUGGCGUGUGUGGAUUGGACUUGGAAUCGUGGCCACCUGUCUCUAAGAUAGAAGCUUCUCAGCAGCGGCAGGAAAACGUUGCUACUGAAGAAGACCGAGCAGAUCUUUAGGAAGAAUAUUCAAGACUGAAAUAUAGUAAGAUUAUCAUAAAUAUAACGAUUACGAAGGACUUUUCACUGCUGUAUAAUAUGAUGAAUUCACUGGAUUUUACAGAGAUUUAGUUGCUCAAAACAAGACACUCUGUGCUGCCGACUUCCUCAAGCCACACCAUUGCAGCCUCCUCUGGAA
Molecule: messenger RNA, 1397 nt
Organism: Verruconis gallopava
Lineage: Eukaryota; Fungi; Ascomycota; Dothideomycetes; Venturiales; Sympoventuriaceae
Exons: 2
Coding region: 65-1219 (384 amino acids)
Source: RefSeq, a predicted model, not a curated record